Messenger RNA from Prorocentrum cordatum, 1048 nucleotides. The record is from the annotation of a GenBank genome assembly. Lineage: Eukaryota; Dinophyceae; Prorocentrales; Prorocentraceae.
AUGGCGCUCACGAUGAAGCGUCCGUACGCGUGUCCUGUUUGCCGGGAGUCUUUCUUGAAGUGGGGGCCUUGCCUGAGCCACGUGCGAGGGAGCGCCCCGUGCCGCGACACUUUGGGCGACAAGCUCCAGGACCUGGACGCCGUCCAGGAGGCGUGCCGCUCCGCCGCGGGCGCCGCCCCCGACGGCAGAAGCCCGGGCCCCGCUGGCGUGGCGACGGCCAGCGCCGGGGCGGUGCCCGCGCCGCCGGGCCUCCCCGCGGCGCCCGCGGAGCCCGCGCCCCCAGAGGCCCCCGCGGACCUCGCGGGCGGCGCCGCGGCGCCGCCGACGCAGCCGCAGCCUGCCGUCGAGCCCGCCGCCGAGCCCGGCGCUGGGCAGGUCAUCGUGUCAGCCACGCAGAAGCUGGACCGGGCAAUCCAGCGGGGAACGCUCGGACCCCUCAGCGGCGCCGAGAGGCGCGACCUGGAGAGUAAGCUCGAGGGGAUGGCGGUGCACAGCGCCAAAGUGCAGGACUCAUUGCGGCGGUGGAGAAGUUCUUGAGCAUUGGUUACGGCACCUUGCGAGGACAUGUUGGCGUGUGUGCAUCUGUUGUUGCGUUGUCUCGAACCCUUCUAUGUUAAGUCGUACUGCUGGUCCGAUCGUAAGUAUUCUCCGCAUUCCGCUAACAAUGACCACUUGGUCCCCGUACCGUGCGAUUUGGAUAUGCGCCAUCAACGUUGCGGCUGCCCAGCGAAAGGUUCGCAGGAGAACAGGUAUAACGUCAGUAUGAAACAGUUGUUGUCCUCACCCAUACCCUGGCGCGGAUUCGUGUGCAAGGGAUGUUCUCUCGCUCCCCGUCUACAUCCUCAUCCACUUCGUGUGACAUCGCAUGGAGCUUCUUUCUCCCGAAGCGGUCGUGAAUCUGCCUCCCAGCCUAUUGGCCUUUUCUCUACCGUCUUUUACAUUUCAUGCCUCUCCUUGCCCAUGUUGUCUCCUACUCGCUUUCCUUCUUUGCUCCUCGGCCGUCACCCGUCAAACGGCCCCCUCACCCGUCUUGCCCUCCCCUCGUCGC